AUGGAACCUGGCCAGCUGUCGCCGCAAAAGGAGCAGGAAAUUGCGUUGAAGAUUCUGGAGAGAGCAGAGCUCGCCCAGAUGACGAGACAACUCAAAAUGGGCCUCGGAAAAGUGGCGACGCCGAAGAAGAGUUCACGCGUGUCGCUGGACGGUGCGCGUGUUUCACCUCUGAAGCGGGCACGGACGCGUGAGAACAGUGGGUCUAGUGAUUUGGGAGAGGUCGGGGAGCUCAGGGAGCUGGGAGAGCGCAGGGAGCGCAAAAAAAGCCCUGCGAAACGCGUUGCAACACCACCGGGAAGUCCCCUGAGAGGUGGGCGAGAAGGUACUGAGCUCCCAGUGCCACGAACGCCACGACCACGGACGUUUGGGUCUGCAACAAGCGCUGGAGCAACACACGAGAACCACGAAUUAGGUGCAGACCUGCUCAUGUAUCUGGCGACCAGCCCCUACACGUCAUCUGCGAAGCCUGGAGCGGGCUUGCAGGGCCCACAGACGCCCUCAGCGGCCACCAGCAAUGGUGUCGGAAGAAUUCCGAUCACGCCGUCGGUGCCACAUACGCAGCUGAAGAGCCAGGGCACCGCAGCGUCGCCUCAUUCCACCUUCAAGGUCCCAGCCCUCGCUGUGGCACACCAUACGCCAUUGCAUUCGGCCUCCACUUCGCAGUGUUCCGAUAUCAUGGACUCGCCACACAUAUCGUUUUACAUGCCGUCGUCGUCGCCACGCAAACGGAGCGAGUCUACGACCACGACCAAAUUGGGCACAGCUACCGCGGCCGCUGCUUCGCAAAACCUGGCGGUUCCAAGAACGCCCAACUUCAACAUGGGUGACUACGUGCACAAUCUGUUCAGUCCUUCGCCACGCGUCACCAGCGGGUCUGUUCGAGACGCGAAAAAGGAGUGA
Lachancea meyersii CBS 8951 is the source of this 900-nucleotide messenger RNA. The record is from the annotation of a GenBank genome assembly. NCBI's taxonomy places the organism in Eukaryota, Fungi, Ascomycota, Saccharomycetes, Saccharomycetales, Saccharomycetaceae.